AUGUCCAGCACCACCAGCACCACCCUAGUCCUAACCCGCGACGUCUGCAUCAUAGGCGGCGGCGCAGCAGGCACCUACGCCGCCAUCCGUCUGCAGCAACUUGGCAAAUCCGUGGUCAUAAUUGACCACAAACCGCGCCUGGGCGGACAGACAACAACAUACACCAACCCAGCCAUCACCCCACUCCCAAUCGAAUACGGGGUGACCUACUACCAGAAUAUGUCUAUUGUGCGAGAUUUCUUCGGUCACUUCAACAUCCCGCUGACCUACUCGGCAUUUGAUUACAAGAUCGACAUGUUUGAUUUCGUCACGGGGACGGCCAUACCUGCUACUGCGGAGGCGGAAUCUAAUGCUGCGAUGGAUCGUUAUAUCGCGCAGCUGAGAGAGUACCCGUAUCUGAGGGUGGGAUUUGAGUUACCUGAUCCUGUGCCGGAGGACUUGGUAAUGCCUUUCGGAGAGUUCGUGGGCAAGUAUAAUUUGGAAGCUGGGGUCGGGGAUUUGGGAGGCUCGAUUGAUCCCUUGGGUAAUUGGCCAGAUCUGCCGGCGCUUUACGUGAUGAAGUAUGCGAAUCUAGAAGUAUUGGAGGGAGAUAGGAAUGGAUUUGUGAGGCCGAAGGGGCGAAAUAACAGUGAAUUGUAUGGGGAGGCGGAGAAGGAACUUGGUCAGGAGGGAUUGCUUCUGGGGAGUGAGGUUGUCAGCAUGGACCGAGAUGAAAGUGCGGACUGGGUGUAUGUGACAGUGAGUAAGGGAGAGGAGGAGACAACGGUUCAGGCGAAGAGCUUGGUGGUGGCGGUGCAGCCGAGCUUGGACAGUCUGAAAGGGUUCGACCUCGGGGUAAUGGAGAAGACUCUGUUUGGACAGUUCAACAAUCUGUUCUUCUAUACGGCAUUAGUGCAAAUCAAAGGACUGCCAGACCGGAUGUGUUACAUGAACCGCGGGGCUAAUAAUUCGUUCCUGAUUCCGCGACUGCCUAGCAUGCUGGUGCUCAAGCCUACGGAGGCGUCAGAGCUGAAGGUGGCAAAUUAUCUCAGCACGAAGGCGUUGUCGGAGGAAGAGGUGAAGCAGGGUAUGCUUCACGAUAUGGAAAGUAUUCGCCGGAGGACAGAAGUCGACUUCCCAGACCCAGAGUUCCUCGCCAUCGGGGACCACAGCCCAUACCAGCUGACGGUGCCGGCCGUGGCGAUCAAAAACGGCUUCUACCGUGAGCUCAAUGCCCUACAAGGGGAGCGUCGGACAUUCUACACUGCGGCCACAUGGGAAUCUCAUAGCACACCGCAGAUCUGGGAGUUCACCGAGCAGAUGUUGCAAAACCAUCUCCUAAAAACUUUGUGA
Aspergillus niger is the source of this 1332-nucleotide messenger RNA. RefSeq lists its product as uncharacterized. The record is from RefSeq and is a predicted model, not a curated record. Lineage: Eukaryota; Fungi; Ascomycota; Eurotiomycetes; Eurotiales; Aspergillaceae. The transcript has a single exon. Bases 1 to 1332 code for a protein of 443 amino acids.